Spodoptera littoralis (African cotton leafworm) is the source of this 540-nucleotide messenger RNA. Lineage: Eukaryota; Metazoa; Arthropoda; Insecta; Lepidoptera; Noctuidae. The record is from the annotation of a GenBank genome assembly.
AUGUUCGACGAAAAAGAGAGCAUAUCGGGCGUGCAGCAGCUCAAGUCUUCGGUCCAGAAAGGCAUCAGGGCACGUCUGCUUGAACUGUACCCACACUUGGACAACUAUAUCGAUCAAGUGCUCCCUAAAAAGGACACGUUCAGAAUUGUGAAAUGUCACGAUCACAUCGAGAUUAUGGUGAACAGCGCUGGAGAGUUGCUGUUUUUCCGUCAGCGGGAGGGACCAUGGAUGCCAACUUUGAAACUCCUUCAUAAAUAUCCAUUCUUCCUGCCGAUGCAGCAGGUCGACAAGGGUGCCAUCCGCUUCGUGCUCAGUGGCGCCAACAUCAUGUGCCCUGGCCUGACGUCUCCUGGCGCUCGGAUGAGCAGCGUGGACAAGGGACAAGUGGUCGCCGUGAUGGCUGAGGGAAAGGAACAUGCUCUGGCUGUCGGGUGUACUGCUCUAUCUACUGAUGACAUAGCCAAAGUAAAUAAGGGCGUGGGCAUCGAAAACUGUCACUAUCUCAAUGAUGGCUUGUGGCAAAUGAAACCAGUGAAGUAA